Molecule: messenger RNA, 5283 nt
Organism: Sander lucioperca (pikeperch)
Lineage: Eukaryota; Metazoa; Chordata; Actinopteri; Perciformes; Percidae
Gene: wdfy1
Product: WD repeat and FYVE domain containing 1
Exons: 13
Coding region: 119-1351 (410 amino acids)
Molecular function (GO): protein binding; metal ion binding
Source: RefSeq, a predicted model, not a curated record
UCUUGCAGUCAUUACGGUAAUCCUGACAGCGGCUCUGGGUGUCAGCUGAUCCUCCUUCAUUGUCGAGAGAGUAGGAAAAUCAACUGAAGGAAAACACUGCUGGAUACUUAGCUAAACCAUGGCUGCGGAGAUUCAUUCGAGGCCCCAGACCGCUAGACCGAUUCUUUUGAACAAGAUCGAGGGACACUCAGACGCUGUCAAUGCAGCAGUUUUAAUACCAAAGGAAGAUGGAGUGAUCACGGUCAGCGAGGACAGGACUAUCCGAGUUUGGCUGAAAAGAGACAGCGGUCAGUACUGGCCAAGUAUCUACCACACAGUCUCCUCUCCAUGCUCUUGCAUGUCGUACCACCAUGACAGCAGACGCAUCUUCAUAGGCCAGGACAAUGGAGCUGUUGUGGAGUUUCUUAUCUCUGAAGACUUCAACAAGAUGAACCACGUCAAAACAUAUCCGGCCCACCAGAACCGUGUGUCAGAUAUGGUGUUCUCCCUGGAGAGUGAGUGGGUGGUGAGUACUGGCCAUGACAAGAGUGUGAGCUGGAUGUGCACCCAGAGUGGCAGCAUGCUGGGGAGACACUACUUCACAGCCUGGGCCUCCUGCCUCCAAUACGAUCACGACACGCAGCACGCCUUUGUCGGCGAUUACUCAGGACAGAUCACACUGCUGAAACUGGAGAAGCAGACGUACUCCACCAUCACUACACUAAAGGGUCAUGAAGGUAGUAUAGCAACACUGUGGUGGGACCCUGUCCAGAGGCUGCUGUUCUCAGGGGCCUCCGACCACAGCGUCAUCAUGUGGGACAUUGGGGGCCGCAAAGGGCGAACGUUACUGUUGCAGGGACACCAUGAGCGUGUUCAGGCCAUUCGUUACCUCCAGUUGACCAGGCAGUUGGUGUCGUGCUCGGCCGACGGAGGCAUGGCAGUGUGGAACAUGGACACGCAGAGAGAAGAGGCCCCCCAGUGGUUAGACAGCGACUCUUGUCAGAAGUGUGAGCAGCCUUUCUUCUGGAACAUCAAGCAGAUGUGGGACACUAAGACCAUGGGGCUCAGACAGCACCACUGCAGGAAGUGCGGCAAUGCUGUGUGUGGGAAAUGUAGUUCUAAACGUACCACAUUCCCAAUCAUGGGCUUCGAGUUCCCGGUGCGGGUGUGUGAUGCCUGCUUUGAUACCAUCAAAGAAGAAGAUCGAACACCAUUGGCCACGUUCCACGAGGGGAAACACAACAUCGCCCACAUGGACAUGGACCCAUCCAGAGGCCUGAUGGUCACUUGUGGAAGCGACCGCAUUGUUAAGAUCUGGGAUGUGACGCAGGUGGUUGGCUGUAGCUUAGCAACAGGCUUCUCUUCACGCUGAUUGGCCCAGCUCACUACAUGGUCCCCCCUGUGCUCUGCCCACUCUUCAAAUGUCAUGGAAACCCCUCUGUACAGUAUAUCUUCCCAUCACCUACUGGGAUCUUCAGCUACAACCAGGCUGUGUGUGUGUGUGUGUGUGUGUGUGUGUGUGUGUGUGUGUCCCUCCACAUUUCUUUUGCUUCUCAAACAUUUAUUUUCACCGUCAGUCCGACAUGAAAGUGUGUGUGACUUGUUGAUCUGAUCCGAAACAGAACCCUAAGCACAAUGGUGUGCAUGCAUUGUAAUGAUUUCUCCUAUGGGAGGAAUAGUAUUGAUAUUAGUGUUUACAUUAUAUUACUAUUUCCUAUGCUUCUUUUGACAAAGGUAAUUUUUUUAUUACCCUUGCACUGUAAAGUUAAGUUUCACUAAAUCGCUGACCUAGAAAUCCUGUACAAACAUACACUAGCUUGCUUUUUACUGUGGCCCACUAACUGCAUAUUACUCAGUCACUGUAACAUGUAAAGAAAAACAAAAACCUAAUCAUCUGUAUAUACCCCUGCAUCAUGUGUAUAGUAGAUAGUUGCUUGAAAUGACUCACUGAUCAAAGUGAUCAGCUUUUUCUGUCUUUUUUCCCUUUCUUUUUCAGUUUUUUUUUUUUUUUCACUAGUUGGCCUUAAAUCAUUCUCAGGAGGUUUUACAUCAGUAGAUUGUCAGUGGGCGGAUGCUCUUCAUGUCAGUUAUAACCAUUAUUAAUGUGUAAUCACUCCAGCUUGGUAAGACAGCUUCUUUCUUGUUAUAUGACGGAAAUCGUUUGAUACCCUCAAAAGAUGCUGCCAUACAAAUUUGAUGGACUUGUCAGAUGUUUGCGGGACAUCGCUGACCCAGCUAGGUGAGGCAGGGGAAAUUGAAAUAUGUUGCCAUAGUAACAUGCACUGACAGCGGCAGCAUCACCGCUGCCAUCCUGAGGUGAACCAGUCACUAUUCAAGAUUUGAAUAGUGGGACUUCACUUGAUCGUUUCAGCUUUAUGGGUUUUGAGUCCUUCCUCCUUCAUUUGGGUAAAAACAAGUUUAAACAAUAGCACAGGAUCACCACCUCCUAGAUAUUUAUCACUCUCUUAAAAAACUUUUUUAGGGUAGGUAGAUGCCACUGCCAUGCAGCACUGAUUCUAAUGCCUCAUAAGAAUUACUUUUCAUCUGUAAUUUAAAGAAAAUCUAAAUAUUGCAAGUUUUUUGUGGCGCAAAAAUUGGAAUUCCCCCCCACCAAAAAGGCACUUAGGCACUGGACAGGUACUCUAAACUACAUGUAGCACUAAAUGCUGAAUCGCGGGUCAGAUCAGGGCUGCCUGUGUUCCUUCAAAAGCCUUAAAGAGAGAAAGACACACUCACAAAGCCUUUUUAGUGGUUUACCAGUGCUUAUGACUGUUCACUCAUUCACUCUCAAGCACUCACCUCGUUCUAAAGCUCUGGAUGUCUUGUUUGCGUUUCUUUCAUCCUGUUUUUUUGUUGUUGCAAAUUCUGUUCUGAGCUCUCCUAUAUUUUCCACAUACACAUCUGUGUAUCAAGGAUGUCUCAUAACGCUCUCACCACUGCACUAAAUUGCACAACUCGUGGUCUUUUGUCUUUGUAUUAAACAAAACAUUUUUGUAAGUUCAGAGGGGUUAAAGCUGGAUAUGAUGUAGCGUCCUUGUAAAUAAUGACUGGUAUCUUCUAAUGUUAGACUAACGCUUGCCUUAUUGUAAGUGGGAAAAAUUUGCAUUAUAAUGUUGGAAUUCCUGAUUUCAAAAUGUAGUCACAUUCCAGGUGUUUGAUCGUGUAGUGUAUAUUUAUAUUUGUAGUAAAGAAUUUAUCUAUUAUCAUUGUAAAUGGUUGUUUACUUUUCUCUGUGUCCAUCUAAUAGAAAUGAAGCACAUGCAAACUCAGUAAUGUUGAGAUGGACUGCAGUGUCAGAUCAUGCAGUAUUUUACUUCCUAACAUAGACAGAGAUUGACCUUACUCCAUGAUUUUUAGACAUAACACAAAAAAUACUUGGGGUUAGACUGAAACUAACUAAUUCAAUCUGUCAGUAGCCAAUAUUCUGCACGAAUGUUCAUUAUUUUAAAGUUUGAGUGUUUCUGUCCUUUUGGUCAUCAGUAGACACAUCUGUAUUCUGGAAGCUGACUUAAAUCAUUCUUCAUAAUUAUCAGAAAAGAAAUACAAAAUAUAUUAUUAGCCUCCAUUAAUUGACUGAUAAUUGCUUUUUAUUUAGUUUGGUGCAGCCAAACAACCGGAAAAUACAACAUUGACAUAUCACUUUAUAAAGAUGUUAUGGUGAAUAUGUAAUCAAGCAGUUGCCUAUUUACAUGACAUGGAGCAACAUUAAAAAAAAAAAAAAAAAAAAAAGCUAAAAGGCUCCAUAGACCACCAGGGGUAGCAGAACAAGUCCAAUAUUAACUCUCCUCUAAACUUGAAACUCUGGCUCUUAAACGCACCACUAUGUUCGCCAGCUAGCUGCUAACUUUGUCUGCUGUUUAAUGCUCAGCUGCUGGAAACAAUGUUGAUAACAGUAGAGUUUGAAGGCUGGAAAAUCAAAACAUUUGAGCUAAAAGAAGCUAAAAAUGGUCUUUGCUCCUGCAAAAGAAGAAGCUGCAGUUUCAGUACAGCAGUUCUAGGGCCACAUCCAUUCUACAACCCUAGUUACUGAACAUCCUGCGCAAGCUUCAUCAUUUAAGUUAACAGCUAGCUAUGAAGGGUUAAGGAAGGUCCAGAGUUGGGUGAACGUUGUCUGUCAGUUUGUCACUUACUAAUUUCUUUUGGCCACUUGGUGGCAGCAGAACAGCACAUAAAGAGCAGUAACAUAUUAUCACCUUAUUUUACCUUGUGGCGAAUAUGCUAGCAAACAUUCUGAGAGAAAUAUCUGGCUCUUUAGUUGCUACAUACAUGUAAAUGUUUUAAUAUGUUUAUCAUUUUUUUAUGGAAACAUGCUGCUGCUUCUUGCUGCUGGAAACAUGGUUGAUAUAAAUCGGUAAGGGCCAUAAAAAACAAAACAAGCUGAACCCUAUGUAGACCUGAGGAAAUGGAAUGGGGUGAUAAUUCUACAAGUGACCCCUUUAUAAUUCCAUGUAGUCAUUUGAUGCAUUAUUAAUACAAACAUACUGAUUACAACUUUUUCAUGCUUUCAAAACUCUUAAUGUAGCUGAACCAUUGUUGUAUUAGAAACAGACAUCAACAAUCUCAUGAACAAUUUUCAGUCAAGCAUAGUAUUGGCAAAGUGAUCUCAGUCAAACCAAGUAUCACAUAGAGUCAUGUCACAAAGCGUCAUGUGGGAUCAACAGGGUUAUUGACGAUGCUACCGUACAAUCAGGAGUCACAGCUCUCCUUUCCUUUUUCAGUAAACUGGACAUGCUUCUUCCAGUCAUUUUUAUCAUGUAAUUGUAAGAGAUUGUGUUUGGUGAUAAAAAAGGCUUUCUGGCUAUGGAGGCUUAACUCCACAGCAGAUUGACAAAAUGUUAAUGUUAUGAUGGAUGGCAAGAUUAGCUGUUUACAGAAACAGCAAAUAAAAUAGAUCUUCAGAACUGCCGGCUAGUCGCAGGAAGGAGGGCAUAGAUUUUCUCAUGUUGUAAAUGGUUUAUUUCCUUUGAUGGAGCAGUUAUAGGAGUCAUUUUUUUGUCAUCUGUAGUUCAUCAAACACUACAAUGGAUGUUCUUCAUGUUGAUGAGAGGCCACAUCAACACUUUAAAGAUGACUCAUUUUCCACAACAUCAUGGCCCAUAAUAUCAAACUGUAAAUUGGUUUCCGUUUGGUUUGACUUCAGAUGCUUGUAAAAGACACCUGCUGUUGUUAAUGUAUCUCUCAAAAGGUAAUUGUAUUUUUAAAUCAUUUUGUUGACAAUACAGUACUGAUUUAAAUCUGUCUGGCUCCUCAAAACAGGGCACAGAGAGAAAAGAUGGAUGCUUAAUAAAGAUAUUCUGAUAUGUU